Molecule: messenger RNA, 1189 nt
Organism: Phaedon cochleariae (mustard beetle)
Lineage: Eukaryota; Metazoa; Arthropoda; Insecta; Coleoptera; Chrysomelidae
Source: the annotation of a GenBank genome assembly
GAAGUUUUUAUAAUUUUUUCACGUUAUUUCUCAUUUCCCAAUUUCUCAUUUCUGUGAUUCUGUGAUUCUGUGAUUUUGUGUCCUGUGUCCAAGUGACUCUAGUAGUUAGAGGUUAUGUUUUAUAUUUAAAAUAUUUAUUUGUUUUGAUUGUUUUGUUUAUAUUUUGUGGAAGUGUUUCUGGAAUAAUUAUAUUUUUAUGGACAGGUUUUCAAAUGAUGUAAACUGUUCUCCACCAACUACAAAAGUACAAAAUUUGGAAAAUAUGUCAUUCUUGGGCUCCCCUUAUUCCAAUUCCUACAAAGAUUAUGAUGAUUAUGAAGGUGAAGAUGAUGAGGAAACAGAAGAACCUCAUGAUGAAAGUGAUGAAGAUACAGAAGAUGCUAGUGAAACGGAUACAGGUAGACAACAUGAGCCACUGGAAAUAAAAGAACAAAUGUAUCAAGAUAAACUAGCUAAUUUGAAGAAAAAACUCCAGCAACUCAAAGAUGGUACUCAUCAUGAGUAUAACAAAAAAGUAAAACCUGUAAUGACUCGGAAGUUGCGUAGGCGACCAAAUGAUCCGAUGCCUCUCCCAGAGAAACGAAGAAAAGCUCCUGCAGCACAGAUUACGUAUUUGCUGGAAGAAAAAGAUGUAGAAAAUGAUCUUCGGAUAAUCAAUAAAGGGAACGUCCCAACACCUGUUCGUAAACAGAGUGAAAAUUCUUCUUCCUCCAGUCCUGCACAUGUACAGGGGAUAUCUAUUCAACAAGUGACUGAAGUUCCUCUGAUAGAAACCAAAAUUGAAGAUGGAAAGUUAUUAUAUGAGAAACGCUGGUACCACCGGGGUCAAUCAGUCUUUGUUGAAGGUCGUGAUAUGCCCAAAUUUCCCGCCAAUAUAUCUGCUAUUGGAAAUGAUGCAAUUUGGGUGAAGAAAUCCGAUGGAGCAAAAAUGCCUCGGCACUAUCGAAAAAAGUUUGGACCCCGUGGGAAGAAGAAUUAUUAUGAAAAAUUCCUCCAGAGGGCAGUGGCGGCGGUGAAAGACAAAAAGAUAUCGAUGAAGGCUGCCGCUGAACGAUUUGCCAUCCCUUACUCGACCAUCAAUGACCAUUAUCACGGACGACAUCCGCUCAAGUAUGGAAGACCAUCCGCUCUAGACGAAAACGGAGAAAAAAUGUUAGCUGGAGGCCUGCAACUUUGGGCUUUCCCUUGA